AUGGACGCCCAACAAUUACCGUUUCUUGCGGAAUAUUCCAAGAGCAACCGGGCAUCGUGCCGAUUGUGUAAGAACAAGAUCGACAAGGAUGUGCUCCGGCUUGCUGCGAUGGUUCAGUCGCCGAUGCACGAUGGUAAGGUGGCUCAAUGGUACCACGAAGAUUGUUUCUUCAAGAAACAACGCCCCACAACCGAAGGCGAUGUAGCCAACAUGGAGGCACUGCGGUACGAGGAUCAAAAGAAGAUCCGCGACGCAAUUGCUGCGUUCUCGAAGGGAGUCGUUCCUACUGCAGGGAAGGGUAAAGGCAAGAAACGAUCCGCAGCGGAAACCCAAUCUUUGAAGGACUUCGGAGUAGAGUAUGCGUCCUCUGGACGUGCCAUGUGUCGGGGAUGCGAGCUGAAGGUUUUGAAGGAUGAGGUGCGCAUUAAGAAGGUCGUUUACGAUACGGAGGUAGGCAUGAAGUAUGGCGGGCAACCGUUGUGGCAUCAUGCGGAAUGCUUUGCGAAAAUACGCUCCGAUCUUGGUUACUUCGAGAAGGCUGAAAUGUUGCCUGGUUUCCGUUCGAUGAAAAAGGAGGAUCAGGCGAUGUUAAAGAAACUGUUACCAGCCAUCAAAACGGAAGAUGUACCGGCGAAGAAGCUGAAGGAAGAGGUUUUGGACGAGGUAGACAAAGCGGCUGCAUCGCUAGAGGAGAAGCAGAUCGCUGAGCAGCUGAAAGCGUUUUACAAGAUACGCGACAAACUUAAAAAGCUUGGCGUAAAGAAAGCGGAAUUAAUUGAAAUCCUUGCCCAUAACCAUCAGGACAUACCGGAGGGUAAUGAUCCAGUGUUGGAUCGUGUUUGCGAUGCGCUGCUAUUUGGUGCGCUGGAACGAUGCACGAAAUGUGGUGGUCAGUACGUGCUGCAGAAAGCAUCGUACGUAUGCGAGGGCAAUCUGACCAAUUGGGUAAAGUGCAUGAACGCGGAAAAGGCACCACCACGAAAACCAACCAUAAUACCGGCCGAUCUGCGGUCGGCAUACUCAUUCUUCAAACAGUACAAAUCUAAAAUUGGAGAUCGCGUGUUUCGGUACGUUCCGCCGAGUAUUAAGACCGUGAUGGAAAGCGUGAAGAAGGAGGAAGAAUUGCCCUCGGAACCGAGGGUGAAGCGUGAAAAACCACCGUUGUACAAUAUGGAAUUUGUCAUUCUUGGCAAAACGGCCACAUCGAAGGAUCAGCUGAAGCUUAAAAUACAAAAAAUGGGUGGCAAGGUGGUGACGAAGAUUGCUAGCCAUACGGCGGCUAUCAUUUCCACACCGGAAGAAGUCGAAAAGUUGAACAGCCGUAUGCGGGAAGCGAAGGAACUACAGAUUCAGGUAGUGCCGGAGGAAUUUUUGGAUGAUGCUCAGGGUGGCGGUGCCAUUUCGUUCAUCACCAGUAGGGCUAUCUGUGAUUGGGGUUCGGAUCCGCAGACGCGCCUCCCAACUGACGAGGAAAGUAAAUCUCGCUCGAAAAAGAGCAUUUACGAAAAGUCAGUACCGGCCAAGAUGAAGCUACAGGUGAAGAGCGGUCUGAUCGUUGAUCCGGACUCGAAACUAGCGGAUAGGGCACACGUGUACAAGUGCAAUGGUGUCAUUUAUAACUGCGUGCUGAAUAAGGUGGAUAUACAGGCGGAUAAAAAUUCGUUCUACAAAAUGCAGGUACUCGAAGAUGAUCAUCAACGCAAAUACUGGUUGUUCCGUGCUUGGGGUCGUAUCGGUACCACGAUCGGUGGUACGAAGGUGGAAAACCACAACACGGCAGAGGACGCCAUUCUGGCGUUUGAGGAUUUGUUCCUGGAAAAGACCGAUAACGAUUGGCAGCGGCAUAACUCUAAAUACCACAAGAUGCCGGGCAUGUUUUAUCCGAUCGAGAUCGACUAUACCGAGUCGAAGACGAAGCGUCUCGCGGAAAAUAGCGCCUUCAAAUCGAAACUCGCUCCUGCGGUGCAGGAGUUGGUUCGCAUGCUGUUCGAUGUGGACGCGAUGAAUCGGGUAAUGUUGGAGUUCGAACUCGACAUGGAAAAGAUGCCACUCGGCAAGCUGUCGAAACGUCAGCUCCAAUCGGCUAUGCAGGUUCUGUCGGAAAUUUCCGACUUAAUCGGGAGCGGCGGAACCAAUGCGCAGUUUAUAGGUGCAUCGAACAGAUUCUACUCGUUCGUGCCGCACAAUUUCGGUGUUUCGGCCGUCAAGGUGCUGGAUACGAUCGAGCAGGUCAAGGAAAAGCAAACCAUGCUCGAAAGUUUGCUGGAGAUUGAGUUCGCGUACUCGUUGCUGAACGAAUCGGAUGAAGAUGGCAAGAGUGGUAAGAAUCCGCUAGAUACGCAUUAUGAGCAGUUGAAGACGGUUAUCGAACCGAUGGCACGUGAUUCGGAAGAGUUUACGUUGCUUGAACAGUAUGUGCGCAAUACGCAUGCGGAGACACACCAAUCGUACGAUCUGGAGAUUAAAGAAAUCUUCCGCAUCAAACGUAAGGGUGAAGAUCGCCGCUAUCAGCCAUUCAAGAAACUGCACAACCGUAAGCUACUGUGGCACGGUUCUCGGUUGACCAAUUUUGCGGGUAUUUUAACGCACGGUUUGAAAAUUGCCCCACCCGAGGCACCGGUUACGGGUUACAUGUUUGGCAAGGGUAUCUACUUUGCCGAUAUGGUGUCCAAAUCGGCCAACUACUGUUGCACCAACAUGGUUGAUUCUACCGGGUUGAUGCUGUUGUGCGAGGUAGCACUCGGCGAUAUGCAGGAGUAUCUGCAGGCACAUUACGUGAAGAAACUUGCUACCGGUAAACACAGCGUGAAGGGUAUCGGACGCACGCAGCCAGAUCCGAGUGGUUCCCACAUGCGUCCGGAUGGGGUGGAGAUACCGAUGGGUAAGGGUGUGUCGGAUGCAAAGGUAAAGAGUUCGCUGCUUUACAACGAGUUCAUCGUGUACGACGUGGGUCAGGUGAACUGCCAGUACUUGUUCAAGAUGAACUUCAAAUACAAAUACUAA
Messenger RNA from Anopheles marshallii, 3003 nucleotides. It is a transcript of the gene Parp1, whose product is annotated as poly [ADP-ribose] polymerase. Lineage: Eukaryota; Metazoa; Arthropoda; Insecta; Diptera; Culicidae. The transcript is spliced from 4 exons. Gene Ontology annotation, molecular function: NAD binding; NAD+ poly-ADP-ribosyltransferase activity; zinc ion binding. The record is from RefSeq and is a predicted model, not a curated record. Gene Ontology annotation, cellular component: nucleus. The coding region runs from base 1 to 3003 and encodes 1000 amino acids.